Molecule: messenger RNA, 619 nt
Organism: Trichoderma atroviride IMI 206040
Lineage: Eukaryota; Fungi; Ascomycota; Sordariomycetes; Hypocreales; Hypocreaceae
Source: RefSeq, a predicted model, not a curated record
AUGAAAAUAACCUCCCCGCUAUUAUUCGGGUUGGCUACAAACCCAUUCCGACCAUAUGAGGGUCCGCCAACCUACCAAGAGGAAUAUCGAGACAGCAGUUAUGCACCAAGCUUCAUUGACACAGAGUUUGGUCGCCAGAUUAUAGCGCCAGAUACUCCAUAUGUAGCAGCAGCAGGCCCAAAUGUAUUAUAUUUUAUUGAUACCCGGCUUAGUGCUGAAACUGCAGGGCAUAUAAAACAACAACUCGAAAAUGCAUAUGUAUCAGGCCCAGACGAGUAUAUAUCUAUCAACGAGUUUACAGCUACAGCAGAGAAGAAAAACCAUGGGACUGGUGAAACAACAUUUAUAUUCGAUCCGCUUUAUGCUGGGGUGCUAUUUGCCAAAGGAAUUAAUAAACGAAACCCGGAGAUUAAGCUGGUUGAACACACAAUCGGUGGUGGCGACUGGGUAGUGGCCUACGAGCCUGAUACUACAUGUUCUUGAAGAGACAGUAAUGCACUUGCAGCAGUUGGACUACUUAUGGGAGACAAACACCUAGGCAACGUUAUGAUAUAAACUAGUUCAUGUCCAGUGGCUAUAUCGCCAAGUCCCUACAGAUUCGGUACUGACGCUUAAUUCU